Messenger RNA from Closterium sp. NIES-67, 5201 nucleotides. Lineage: Eukaryota; Viridiplantae; Streptophyta; Zygnematophyceae; Desmidiales; Closteriaceae. The record is from the annotation of a GenBank genome assembly.
UGAAACGUGUGAUGAAAGUUGGAGCUGCAGCGUACCUCGUUGAUCUUCGCGAGGUGACAUCGACGGUCAAGAGCGAAGAUAUCGAGAAGCUGUGCAAGGCCGUUCCUCCGGAAUUAGUGGAACUGAUUCGGAAAUACCCAAGGAUUUUCCCAGACGAUCAGCCAGCUGGACUCCCACCGAGCCGACCUGAGGACCACCGGAUCGAGCUGGAACCAGGCGCCCAACCGACGGUACAACGCCAAUUUUGGCUCAGCCAACCAGAACUAGAAGAAAUGCAGCAGCGGCUGGAUUACCUUCUAACGAAAGACUUUAUCUGGCCCAGCACGUCACCAUACACCACCCCGAUACUGUUCAUGCCGAAGAAGGAUGGAGGAUUCAGAAUGUGCAUCGACUACCGUGCGCUCAACCGGAUCACCACCAAGUCGCGUUACCCGAUCCCGCGAGCCGACGAACUUCUGGACCAACUUCGCGGCGCCAAGUUUUUCUCGAAAAUCGACUUGCGCGGCGGUUACCAUCAGAUUCGCGUCGCCGCCGGAGAUUAUCACAAGACAGAAUUCCGAACCCGUUGCGGAAGCUACGAGUACCUGGUGAUGCCUUUUGGCCUCACGAAUGCGCCCUCGACUUUCCAAAUGACCAUGAACGGUGUUUUCAGAAAACUCUUGGACAAAUGCGUCAUUAUGUACCUCGACGAUAUUCUGAUCUACAGCCGCAAUAGGGAGCAGCACUUACGAGAUCUUGAUGUAGUCUUCACGCUGCUGCACAAGAAUCGCCUCAUCACGAAAGGGUCUAAGUGCGACUUUCUUAAGCAGGUGUUGGAAUUUCUAGGCCACAUCGUCUCUACUGAAGGAGUGAAAAUCGACCCCAAGAAAAUCAAGACCAUAAAAGAAUGGAAGCCGCCAAGCAACAUCAAGGAGCUGCAGAUUUUUUUGGGUUUCGUCAAUUACGUCCGCAGGUUUAUACCAAAUAUGGCUGGGUUAUCUGCCCCGCUAACUAAUCGAGUCAAAGAUCACGAUUGUUUUUGGUGGAGAGAGAAGCAGCAAGCCGCAUUUGACCAACUGAAGAUUGGGCUCACGUCACCGCCCAUCCUUUGCAUCGCCGAUCCUGACCGUCCAUAUGAAGUCAUCACCGACGCUAGCGACAUCGCCAUCAGCGCAGUCCUUUUACAAGAUUUUGGUGAAGGAUUACAGCCGGUCGCCUACGAAUCACGGAAGCUGCAGGGCGCAGAGAAAUAUUAUACUGUACACGACAAGGAAGUGUUAGUGAUCGUUCACACGUUCAAGACCUGGCGGUGCUACCUGACUGGCGUUGAUGUCACUGUGCGAACAAACCACAAAUCCCACAAGUACCUGCGAGCCCAGCCGAACCUCAACCCGCGACAAAUCCGAUGGCUCGAUUUCCUCCAGUCAAACUUCCACUACACCAUCACCUACAAAUGGGGCACCAACAACAUUGCCGAUGCCCUGACCCGACCCACUGCCCAUAGAGCCGCCAUACUAAUCGCCCAAACCAGCCCACUCCGUAAAGGACUAUUUAUCCAUGGCUACAAGAUCGACCCUUUUUACGAAUACCUGGUGAUGCCUUUUGGCCUCACGAACGCGCCUUCAACGUUCCAGAUUACCAUGAACGGCAUUUUUUGGGAACUCUUGGAUAAAUGCGUUAGUAUCUACCUCGACGACAUACUAAUCUACAGCCGCAGCCAGGAGCAGCACUUACGAGAUCUUGAUGUAGUCUCCACGCUGCUGCACAAGAAUCGCCUCAUCACGAAAGGGUCUAAGUGCUACUUUCUUAAGCAGAAGUUGGAGUUUUUGGGCCACGUCGUUUCUACCGAAGGAGUGAAAAUCGACCCCAAGAAAAUCAAGACCAUACAGGAAUGGAAGCCGCCGACCAACCUCAAAGAACUACAGAGUUUUCUGGGUUUCGUCAACUACGUCCGCCGUUUUAUCCCAAAUAUGGCUGGGUUACCGAGUGAAGGAUCACGAAUGUUUUUGCGAGCAGCCGGACUACUACAGCCGUUGGAUCCGCCUGAGCUACCCUGGCAACACGUCACGAUGGACUACGUGACAGGACUACCGGCCGGCCCCAGCGGAAACGACGCCAUCCUCGUGGUCGUCGACCGACUCACGAAAAUGGCGCACUUCAUCGCCUGCCAACAGACUAUCACAGCCGAGCAAACUGCGCAACUGUUCCUCGCGAACGUCAUCCGACUGCACGGACUGCCCCCCGCCAUCAUUUCAGACCGAGACCCGAAAUUCACAUCGAAUUUCUGGCGCCACCUGUGGGACCAGUUCGGCACCAAACUCCAAUUUUCCUCCGCCUACCACCCACAGACCGACGGGCAGACCGAACGCGUCAACCAAACCAUGGAGCAACUCUUUCGAACUACCUGCACUGACCCAUCGACAUGGGAGAAAUCUCUCCCGCUGCUGGAGUUCGUGUAUAACAAUGCAUCCUCCGCUACAACCCAUCAGUCCCCGUUUUUUCCUCAAUUACGGACAGGACCCCAUCUCGUCCUUGUGAGACCAAAGGACUCAUCCGACCAUCUACUUCGCCAUACGGUGCCCCAGUACUCUUCACACCGAAACCGGACGGAAGCCUGCGCAUGUGCAUCGACUACCGAGCUCUUAACAAGCAGACCAUCAAGAAUAAAUAUCCGAUACCGCGAAUCGAUGACCUACUUGACCAGCUUCGGGGAGCUACGGUAUUUUCCAAACUGGAUCUGCGGUCCGGAUACUGGCAGAUACGGAUGGCGGACAACUCUAUCCACAAAAACUGCUUUCCGAACUCGGUACGGAUCGUACGAGUAUUUGGUCAUGCCGUUCGGACUCACCAACGCGCCGGCAACGUUCCAAGCCGAAAUGAACCACAUUCUACGACCACUUCUGGACGAAUGCGUGGUGGUGUACCUGGACGACAUACUCAUCUACUCGCGCGACAUGAAGCAGCACGUCGAACACCUGCGACGCGUCUUCGAAAUUCUUCGACGAGAACGAUUCUACGUCAAACUGUCCAAGAGCGAAUUCGCCCUGGAGAAAGUCCAAUUUCUAGGACACUUGGUGAGCGCUCAAGGAGUUCACGUCGACCCCAAGAAAAUCGAAGCCGUACGUACGUGGAAGACACCCGAGAACGUGAAGGAGUUGCAGCAGUUCCUAGGCUUCGCUAAUUACUACAACAGGUUCGUGCCACAGUAUGCGAAACUCGCGGCACCACUCACGAAUCUGCUGAAGAAGAACACGCCCUACAAAUGGGAGACGAAGCACCAGGAAGCCGUGGAGCAGCUGAAACAAGCACUAACGUCCGCACCGGUGCUCAUCUUGCCAGAUCCCGAACGCGACUACGUAAUCGAAGCUGACGCCAGCGACCAGGCAGUGGGAGCAGUCUUGAUGCAAGACCAGGGGAAUGGACUGCAACCAAUUGCCUACCUCAGCAAGAAACUGCACGGGGCAGAACUCAACUACCCGAUACACGACAAAGAGGCUCUUGCUAUCGUUAUCGCCUUCAAAGCGUGGAGAUGCUAUCUCGAAGGACGAAGAACGACCGUCUACACCGACCACUGCAGCCUGAAAUAUUUGAAGACACAACCCAACCUUUCCAGGCGGCAGGUCCGGUGGAUCGACUUCCUCGAGACACACUUCCACUACGACAUCGUGUACAAGCCCGGCCACAAGAACAAAGCAGACGCUCUCAGCCGGCCUGCACACGUUGCCGCGAUUCAGGUCGAAGGGAUGAAUCCACUACUCAAGGGACUCUUCACCCACGGGUACGCCAUCGACCCCGAAAUUUCCUUGGCAGAAAAGCGACAUCUGCUACAGUGGGACAGUGACAUCGCGUACCGGAAAGGAUCAGCAAAAAUCUGGGUACCCAAUUACCCUCCUUUGCGCCAGUUACUACUCGAAGAAUACCACGACGUCCUGUACGCCGGACACUUCGGUAGCAACAAGACGCUCACCGGUAUCGCCAAACACUACUACUGGCCCCAUAUGGCAGACGACGUCCAGAAAUUCGUCACCUCGUGUGAUACAUGUCAGCGGAUGAAGAGCAGCAAGCAGAAAAAGGCGGGACUACUGCAGCCUCUUCCUGUCCCAGAACAACCAUGGCAAGUGGUUAGCCUAGACUUCAUCACCGGGUUACCACCUACCUCCAGCGGUCAUGACGCCAUCCUUGUCGUCAUUGACAAGUUCUCCAAAAUGGGACACUUCAUCCCGACACACACGACGGCACGCACCGAGGAGACAGCACAGCUCUUCGUUCGUCACAUCAUCUCACAGCAUGGCAUCCCAACUACACUCAUCUCCGACCGAGACCCCAAGUUCACUAGCAAGUUCUGGAAGGAACUUAUGUCUCUGCUCGGCACCAAACUCGCCAUGUCAUCCGCAUACCAUCCGCAGACAGACGGACAGACCGAGCGCCUCAACCAAAUUGUUGAGCAACUCCUCCGAGCAGCCUGCAAGGACGACAUCUCCAAAUGGGACUUGCACCUGCCCGUACUCGAGUUUGCUUACAACAAUGCCACACAUGCCGCUACUGGACAGACGCCGUUCUUCCUCUGCUACGGACGCCACCCACUCACACCACAGAAACCGACAACAUCCGCUACAGUCCAACCUGCACACGAUUUCAUCACAACCAUGCAUCAGCUUUGGGAUCGGACCCAUAAGCGCCUCCUUGACAUUCAACAGCAACAGAAGCGCCAGGCCGAUCGCCAUCGCAACGACCACACCAUCACGGUGGGAGACCAGGUGCUCCUCGACACCCGCAACCUGGACCUCAGCCACCUCCCAUCUAAACUUCGACCUCGCUUCUGCGGGCCUUUCCUCGUUGAAGCACAGGUCACUCCUGUUACCUUCCGCUUACGCCUACCAGCUACCUGGAAGAUUCACAACGCCUUCCACGUCCAACUUCUGAAGCCCUAUCGGGACCCGAACACAAUUUUCGUCGGACGCCAGCCGCCGCCGCCGCCGCCCGUCCUCGUCCAGAACGAACCCGAGUACGAGGUCGAGUCCGUGCUCGCACACCGCCGUCGUCGGAAUGGCACCGUGGAGCUUCUUAUCCGUUGGAAGGGUUAUGAUCCUUCUGAGGACAGCUGGGUACCUGAGUCCGACAUGGGUAACGCCCGUCGUCCUCUACAUGACUACCUUGUCAAGCAGGGUGUUACUUCUACCACCCAGCUUUGAGGGGGGGAAGUGUGAGAGUACGCCUCCGUU